GAGGUUGCCGCGCCACCUCACGCGCGUGCACGUUAGCCAUCGACAAGUGUAAACUUAACUCGGUUUGCUGUUGAAUGGUGUUGCUUUUUUCUCCCCGUAUUUCAUAAACUAGUUUUGAAAACCGAUUACUAGGCAACGGAAUAGUACACUGUAGCACAGAAAAUUGUGCUGAAAUAACUUUAGCGUCGUCAUUAAGACACUCGUUCGGCUGCCAACACGUUCGCGCCGCAUCUCCAUUGGGCUAAAGUGUUCAGUGAAAACAACUCAAUUCGAUUGCAACCACUGCACACAUGCUGCUGUUGAAAAGCGACAAAGUAUUGACAAAGUAAAUUGCCACAAUGUCAUCCCAGCGACGACUUCCUGCACGAGGCUCAAAUAUAACAGUUCGAAUUACCAGCAUCCACUCAUCUCCCCAUAGUCCGUUAGUAGAGUUUUGGGGGAACUUCAAUCAAGGUAAGACGUUGGAUUAUGAAUCCCUGUCUCCUGUAAACCCAUUUCAGGAGUUGGAGGGAAAUCCAGGUGACUUGUGCUUGGUUCAGAUCGACCAUACGUGGUACAGAUCUCGCAUAGUCUCAAGAAAUGGAUGCAACUGCAAAGUGCUCCUCAUCGACGAGGGGAUCACAUGCAACACCACCACAAAAAAACUAGCACGGGGUAAUAGGGAGAUCUUCCAUGUUCCACCUGAAGUGGAGCUCUGCGUGCUGGCAAAUGUUUUGCCAUUUUCACCCGAAAACCGAUGGUCUCCAGUUGCAUUUGAAUUCUUGAAUUCUCUUAGAGGUCAGACAGUGAAAGCACAUGUGCAAGAUGUACUGGUACAACAAAGAAAGCUUCUUCUGGACAUCCCGUGUAUAUCUAGACAAAUGUAUGAAAUGGGAUUAGCAAAGAAACUGGAUUCAGGCUUGUCCAUGGACUAUGUUCUCAAGGCAUCCGAGGCCCACAUUGAGGCCGAAAUCCCCACAGACGAUAUUGAGCAACUGGACAAGAAGGUGCUGUACAUGUAUCCCGAGCUGUUAACUGGAGCCGUGGAGACCGUCGUCGUCACGGAGGUGACAAAUCCACAGCGUGUUUUUUGUCAGUUGAAGGUUUUUUCCCAAGAGUUGAAAAAACUCUCCGAGCAAAUCACACAGCGCUGUAGCGGCAGAAUGGUCGGUUGCAGUGUCGGGCCUGAAAUGAUCGGGUUUCCAUGCGCCGCCAGAGGAAGCGACGGGAGGUGGUACCGCUCGGUCCUACAACAAGUACUUCAGGAAAACAACCUGGUGGAAGUACUGAACGUCGACUACGGUACGAAACAGUUUGUCCAAAUGGACAAUGUAAGACCGCUGGCUCCCGAGUUCUUCAGAAUGCCCGUUGUGACUUAUGUCUGCUCACUCCAUGGGAUUAUCGACAAAGGGAUUGGAUGGACUAGCACCCAGGUUGACUACCUGAAAACCUUACUCUUGCACAAGACGCUCAUUGCCAAAUUUGAGUAUCAAAGUAUCUCGGAGGGUGUUUACUAUGUUACACUUUAUGGCGAUGAAAAUACGAACAUCAACAAUUUGUUUCGUUCCGCAAAGAGUGAAAAAACACUCAACGACUAUGCCAUCGGAAACACAACACACAGCAGUCAGCAUCCUUCCCAGGUUGGAAACAAUUCCGGAAAGGUGUUACCUUCUGGACAGACCUUCAGGGAGGAUAAGCAUGACGAGAAAACAAAGUAUCCAGUUGAGAAGCUUUGUCACAGCUCCUCACAUAUGGCAUACGUGGUGCAUGUCUCCAGCCCUUCUGAGUUUUGGAUCCAAACCGAAAACUCCGCAAAAGAUCUGGAUGAAUUAAUGGAUAACAUGCACCAUUUCUACAAACGUUCCGAUAAUAAAGACGUGAUGGAAACUCCUGUAGUCGGCACCUACUGUGCAGCCAAAGCAGAUGAUGGUGUUUUCUACAGAGCUGUCGUGUCGGAUGUUAGCGAAGCAAAGAUCAAAGUGUUCUUUGUGGAUUACGGAGACACCAAAGAGGUUGAUGGGAGUAAUAUAAAGAGUCUCCCGGACAGGUUCAAAAGACUGCCUCAACUUGCAGUGAAAUGCUCGUUAGCCGGUGUUGUCCCAAAGGAUAAACAAUGGAGUUAUGGUGCCAUUGAGUUUUUCAUCAAAAUCACCACUGAAAAACCUCUUAAGGUACACAUAGUGGCAAAACACGGAGAUGGCUAUCUUGUAACAUUGACUGAUCCUGAGGCAGCAGAAGAACGCGAUAUCAGUCACCUGAUGUGUUAUUCCGAUCUCGCUGAAAGCGAUGAGAAACCAACCAAAGUCUCUAAGCAACAAUCAGAAGCUGGAUUCCUCGGUGUUUACAAGAAGAAUAUGGCGUCUUUCCAGACCCAAGACAUCAUUGACACUUCCUGCAAAGAAAAACAAAGCGGUAUGUUCAAGGAAAACAUGUUUCCCAUUGGUAGUGUCCUGGAUGUCAAUGUGUCCUACAUCGACACCCCAAAUGAUUUCUGGUGUCAACUCACUCAAAACUCCGUCCACUUGAAAUUGCUAAUGCAUGACAUCCAGGAACAUUAUACCGGCAGUGAGUUCGAGCCUUUUACAGAACCGGCUUGCGUCGCUCGCCACCCGGACAACGGACUGUGGUACAGAGCUCUUAUAAUUCACAAACAUAAAACACCUCAAGUGGAUGUGCUUUUCGUUGACUACGGCCAGGCAAAAACGGUUUGUCUCCAUGACCUGAGGAGGAUCUCCCCUGAGUUCCUGAAGCUACACGGUCAAGCAUUUCGGUGCAGUCUUUUCAACCCUCUCGAUGAGUCCAUGUCUGUUGUAAAUGAUUGGAACGAAGAGGCAAUAGAAACAUUUCACACCUUUGUGGAAACCGCUGCUUCCAACUUACUGACAUUGAAGUGUACUCUGUACGCGGUCAUGUACAAUGAACAAAUGAUAGUCUUCAACAUUGUGGACCUGGAAACUCCCUUUGAGAGCAUCUGCACUCGUAUAGCCAAUCUCGGUAGAAGUACACCUGCCAAGAAAGACCCCGGAUCAUGUUUCCGCUUGGACACAUACCGCUACUCGACACACAACAUCAAAACUGGAACGGAAGAACAUGUCGUGGUUACAUGCGUGGACAGCGUCGGUCAGUUCUACUGCCAACUUGACCGAAAUGCUGAUGUGAUAAAGGACCUUAAGGUGAAGGUGAACAACCUCUGCCAUCAGCUUGUGGAUGUGAAACCCCCAACCGUCUUUGGGACUUUGUGCUUUGCAAAAUACAACGACGGAUCGUGGUACCGGGCACAGAUCAAAGCCACAAAACCGGCAGUCUUGGUUCAUUUUGUUGAUUACGGUGACACGACUGAAGUGGCAAAAUCAGACCUGCUUCCAGUGCCCAAAGAAGCCUAUGACAUAAUGUCCGUACCUGUGCAAGCUAUCAUUUGUUGUCUCUCUGAUGUCCCAGCAGAUGUUCCCAGUGAGGCAAAUUGCUGGUUUGCAAAAACCGCAACAGAAUGUAAAUUCAGAGCGCUUGUAGUAGCCAAAGAACCUAAUGGUACUCUUCUGGUUGAACUCUAUCACAGAAACAUCCAAAUCAAUUCAAAGGUUAAAAAACUCUUUCGAGUAGACAUGCACACUGAAAGAAAAGUUCUCUACGAGGCUCCGAAUGAAAAUAAGGAACCAAAAGCAGCAUUCGCUAGAGAAGCAAUACCAAGUCCUUCAAAAACCAUCCCCAAACAUAUGCCUGAACCAAAACCAGUACAUCAAGUGAGAGAUGAAAACGGUCAGAAGACGAAAGCCGCUUCACAAGAACUGUACCUCCCACCACACCAAAGACAGCACGGUGCCAAGCAAAUGACUAAUAAAACAAACAACGAAAACAUCAUCGUCACAAACAACUCGAAACUGGAUUGUACAUCACCCAGCAAAGAAUCUGACAAUGCCCAGAAUCCGAAACGCCCUAAACUUGAAGACAUUCCCAAAAACUUGAUUCCGUUAAGAAUGGAGGCAGAUGUUUAUGUCUCGCAUUACAACAGCCCGUCAAGUUUUUACGUGCAGCUUGUCGAAGAAGAGCAUGAGAUAUUCUCCCUGGUGGACAAACUCAACGACCCGCUAUCAACCGCCAAAAUCAGAAUCCCAGAAGUCUUUCCAGGAGAUGUUGUUAAAGCAGAAUUUGAAGAGGAUUCCUUGUGGUAUCGGGCAGUUGUACAAGAAGUGCUCUGCGACUCUACGGCUCUUGUAGAGUUUGUCGAUUUUGGCAACACAGCUAAAUUAACCCUAUCUAAAAUGGCCGAUAUGGAUUGGGAAUAUGUGCGGUUACCGAGAUACAGCACACAUUGCAUGCUCAGUGAUUCCGCAUCAUCUCUCGAACUGCUCGAUGCAAAAGCCGUGAAAAGAGAUAUCGGCUCAAAUGCAGAGAAGAAGCUGAAGUGUCGGUUCAUGCGGCAGUCAGGAGAUAUGUGGGAAGUCGGUCUCGUGGAUAACGGCGUGCAGAUUCGGUGCGAGGCGCCAAAAACGUACCCUGAAAUCACCCCGGAUUUUGAACAAGAGUUGGAAAAAGCUGCUCAGAGCUCAGAAACAUCAACGAAUUCCUCUUCUCUUUGUUACCACCACAUGGACUUCAAAGAGGGACAGCAGUUAGAGGUUUAUAUCUCGGCUGUGUGUGAUGCUCAGACCUUCUGGUGUCAGUCUGUGGACUCGGUUGUGCUUGAUAAACUAUGCGAAAGACUCUCCGAAAUUGGAACCGCCGCCGGUCAUAAACAUUCCAACAUGAGCGCUCUCUCACCCGGCACUCCAUGCGUUGCAUUUUUUGCAGAGGACCAACUUUGGUGUCGUGCAGAGGUUUUGAAUAAAACCGAAUCUGAGCUGUCUGUUCUCUUUGUGGACUACGGAAACACAUCUCAAGUGACCGAAUCAGACGUGAGGGAAAUAACCGUAGACCUAUUGGAAACUCCUACACAGGCUUUUUUGUGUCAACUCGAAGGUUUUGAUGUGUGCCGUGACUCUUGGCGUGAUGGUGCGGCGGAUGAAUUGGUUUCGGUCACAGCGGACAAAUCACUGCAGAUGACCGUCACCAAAAUAUCGAGCGAAGAUGGAAAGAACACGUACUUUGUGCGCUUGGAAUGUGAAGAUCUAGUCAUAAAUGAGACGAUGAAAAGCUGGUUGGUGAACACCACUACGGAGGACAGCCAGUCCAAAUUGGUUGAAACCCUACACUCCACUAAUUUCACAGUAGAAGCGUUGGAAGGUGAAGAUCUUGAACGUGAAGAUAAAGGAAUUGAUGUAGCUGGAGCUCAUGUUGGUGUUGUCACAAGCACCCCAAAGAGCUUUGUAGAAGAUAUUUACGUUACAGUUCUUUCUCCCGAGUCACCUCCAGAAGAGAUACAUUCGCCAGAAAGACUGAGCCCAAAUGAAGGUGUCAUCAACCUGGUCCAGACCGUGUUGAUGCCUCGCAUAGCAAGCAGUGUUUUGCAUAGUGAUAGUGGACUAGAAGAAAACACGCCACCCUUGCAAAACGAGGAGGUAUCUACACCAGUAACUCAAACAUCCUGGCUAGAAGAGAACCUUCAGGAGUCCACAGACGAUUCUGGGAUCCAAGCGGCUUCAUCUGAGGUGGAUACCAACUGUAUGGGAACCAGCUCUGAAGUCCUGACUUCUGCUGCACCAAGUACACCAAGCGAUGACUCCAGUCUUGGUCAUUCAAGUCCAGUUACAAGCAGGACAGCCGUGAAAAUGGUUCCUCGUCAUGACGUCAAUACAUCCAAUGCGCUUCGUGCAACAGUUGCGGCCCCUUGUGGAGACUCAGAGCUGGGUCCAAGCGAAUCUCCACUGCCAUCCGUCAGUCAAAGUACACAGGAAUUACACGCAGAGCGGCAAAGUGAAAGUGAAGAUGUCAUCCCCCAGCAAGAGGAUACAGACGUGGUCAUCCUUCUAGAAGAAAUGAAUGACAUGACAACUAAUGACAACAUAUUUGGACUUUCUGAAGAGGAUGCACAUUCAGGUGACAGUGACAUUGACAGCAGACAUACCUGCACAGUUACCUCUACAGACCCGGACGCCAUGUCUGAGGAGGUGAUGCAUCUUUUUGAGUUGUCAGAUCCAAGUGGUCAAAGUGAUGAUGGCGUAACGGCCGCAAGCGGUGAUUGCCGCAUCGGUGUGGCAGGGGAGGAAAUGGAUUCCAAGGAUGACGUCUUUGUGGGCUGUUUGUCUUCUGAUGAUGACACGUCAGACAUUCUCCCUCCAAAUGUCAUUCAUUUGGCUCUGAUCGUCCAUGAUGGCUGUGAUGACACACAGCAGCCAGAAGACAGCACACGCUGAACAAAAAUGCACCUUUUGUCUGCAUUCAAGUUCAAUUUAGCUAAGAGUACUUAGUUCAUUCUAAAGUGAAUGCAUAGUUGAUUAUACUGAUGAACAAUGUUUGGUUGGGAGUAGAGACUUUGAAACUUUGUGUUAAGAACCUUAUGGUAAAUAUAAAAGUGAACAUUUUUUUGUUCGGUAACGCAGUUUUGCUUGCACUUUGGACUUGUUGUGGCACAUUAAAGUUUGUUACAGAAUUAUGUUGAACUUGUUUUUCCAUUCGUUUACGUCACUUGAACACCAACCAGGCUGUCAUUAGGGUAGACACUUUAUUAAUUAGUGAGUACAAAAACUGGAAGGCACUUUUUUUAUUCUAAUAUUCGGCAUCAUUGUU
Messenger RNA from Doryrhamphus excisus (bluestripe pipefish), 6642 nucleotides. The record is from RefSeq and is a predicted model, not a curated record. Lineage: Eukaryota; Metazoa; Chordata; Actinopteri; Syngnathiformes; Syngnathidae.